GCAAAGAUAAAGACCAGAAAGACUAAAAACAAGAGGGUAAAAGCCAGGUACACUUGAAAGUAGAGAACCAAAACCCGGAUUUAAUUGUGCGAAAUUAACCAGAUUUGAGAGAAGCAUGUCCCGGCCGUAAUACGGAGGAGAAUACUGGAUUCGCCUUCUUUCAUUCGGGUCAAAAUUAGCAAAGCAACACGAUUGGAACUGUGUUCUGACGUGAUUUCCCUUGCUGGAUUGGAUUAAUUUGAUUCUUCCGAUUAGCUGAUUGCUUUGUUGGCUGGCUGAACAAUUAGAUUAUUCGACGACCGAGGAGUACUUGCUUGCCUCCACCGUCAUAGAGGGGUGUAGAAAUGGAUUAGGUGGCUGGCUGCAAGGAGGUGAUAUAUAUGUUACCUAAAAGAGCACAAGUACCUUGAUUUGGGCUUCUUUGACACUCUUCACAAUGUCAUUGGUGAAACCUUUAAAGAAGCUUGUUUCUUGUGUUAUUCUUGAUUUGGAUGGUACACUUCUAAACACAGAUGGCAUUGUGAGUGAUGUUCUAAAGGUUGCCCUAGUUAAUUAUGGAAAGCAAUGGGAUGGCAGAGAAGCUCAUAAAAUAGUAGGGAAGACACCUGUAGAAGCUGCAGCUGUGGUUGUUGAAGAUUAUGAGAUUCCCUUAACAAAAGAAGAAUUUCUUACACAAAUUACUCCAAUGUUUUCUGAGCGGUGGUCCAAUAUUAAAGCUCUUCCAGGUGCCAAUCGAUUGAUUAAUCAUCUCAAAAGUCAUGGUGUGCUAAUGGCCUUGGCUUCUAAUUCUCCGAAGUCAAACAUAGAGACAAAAAUUUCUUAUCAUCAAGGUUGGAAGGAAUCCUUCUCCGCCAUUGUUGGAGGUGAUGAAGUUACAGCUGGAAAGCCAAAUCCUGAAAUUUUUCUUGAAGUGGCUAAAAGACUUGGUGUAAAUCCAUCCAACUGUCUUGUCAUUGAAGAUUCAUUGCCUGGUGUUACUGCUGGUAAGGCUGCUGAAAUGGAAGUGGUUGUUGUACCAUCCCUUCCUAAACAGUCUCAUCUAUACACUUCGGCUGAUGAGGUGAUCAAUUCACUUCUUGAUUUGCAUCCGGAAAAGUGGGGCCUGCCUGCAUUUCAAGACUGGGUAGAAGGAACUUUACCUAUAGAAACUUGGCACAUUGGUGGACCUGUCGUUAGAGGAUUUGGUCGUGGCUCAAAGGUGCUUGGGAUCCCAACAGCCAAUUUAUCUACAACCGGGUAUUCAGACCUCCUUACGGAAUAUCCAUCAGGCGUAUAUUUCGGGUGGGCUGGAUUAUCUAAUCAUGGUAUAUACAAAAUGGUCAUGAGCAUCGGUUGGAACCCAUACUUCAAUAACACGGAGAAGACCAUAGAGCCGUGGCUGCUACAUGACUUUAGUGAGGAUUUCUAUGGGGAGGAAUUGCAUCUUGUAAUUGUGGGCUAUAUACGGCCUGAGGCCAACUUUUCAUCGCUUGAAAGCUUGAUAGCAAAGAUUCAUGAGGAUAGAAGAGUUGCAGAGAAUGCCCUUGAGCUUCCUCUAUACUCAAAGUACAGAGAUGAUCCCUACCUGAAGAGUCCUCUACUCCAGAACAAUUUAUGAAUGUACGAUAAGCAGAAACUAGUUGUGGGCAUUUUUACAAAUAUAAAUCACAUUUAAAAAACUGUCCUUUAUUUAUCAAAUUUAUAAAAACCAUUUUGGUGGUUCUCUAUUUUUCAACCAUUGUAGUGUAGAUUAGGGUCUACCAUAUGCAUUGUGGAUCUGGUCUAGAUUAUAUUUAUGUAGUUAAUGCAUUAUGUACAUUAGUUUAUUUA
Molecule: messenger RNA, 1809 nt
Organism: Ipomoea nil (Japanese morning glory)
Lineage: Eukaryota; Viridiplantae; Streptophyta; Magnoliopsida; Solanales; Convolvulaceae
Product: bifunctional riboflavin kinase/FMN phosphatase-like
Exons: 11
Coding region: 437-1597 (386 amino acids)
Biological process (GO): riboflavin biosynthetic process; FMN biosynthetic process
Molecular function (GO): riboflavin kinase activity
Source: RefSeq, a predicted model, not a curated record